UCUAGGGCUUCUGCUUUGGUGAAUCGGUGCUUCAAUUCUCGGAUUCUCUCGUCUGCUAAACAGUCUCUCUCUCUCUUUCUCUCUCUCUCAGCUUUUCGGUUUACUCUUUCCUCUACCUCCACUCCACUCCCCUCCUUUCUCAGCUGAAGGUCGAAGAAGAUGGUUUUGAUUUCACGACAAUAGGACCAACAUUGUCCAAAUUCUAACCCAGCAUCGGUUGCAACCCAAAUCCGAAUACCUCGGGUAACAAAGCCCGACAGAGUUCAAAGACGAAGAAGGUGGAAUUGGGGAGCUAUUCAGUCUCAAUUUCAGCAAUCAAAGCUUGUAAUCAUGUAUGGAGGAGAUGAAGUAUCGGCCAUAGUCGUAGACUUAGGUUCGCACACCUGUAAGGGUGGUUAUGCUGGUGAAGACGCCCCCAAAGCUGUGUUUCCUUCUGUGGUUGGAUCGAUUGAUCAAAUGGAUGUUGAUGACUCUGAUAAUCCUGAAAAGAACUCAGCCUCUGUUACAGAGACUAAGAAUGUCAAGGGAAAACGCAAGCUAUAUGUUGGAUCGCAGGCAUUAGGAUUCCGUCGGGAUCAUAUGGAGGUGUUAUCACCAAUAAAGGAUGGAGUAGUUGUUGACUGGGAUAUAGUUGACAGCAUCUGGGACCAUACCUUUAGGGAUUGCCUACUGAUUGAUCCAAAAGAACAUCCAAUGCUACUUGCUGAACCAUCUUCCAACAGUCAACAACAAAGAGAGAAGACAGCAGAGCUUAUGUUCGAAAAAUACAAAGUUCCUGCACUAUUUUUGGCCAAGAAUGCUGUUCUCACAUCUUUUGCCUCAGGACGAGCUACCUCUUUAGUUGUUGAUAGUGGUGGAGGCUCAACAAUCGUUGCUCCUGUACAUGAUGGUUAUGUUCUUCAAAAGGCUGUGCUGUUCUCGCCAAUUGGUGGAGAACUCCUUACUGAUUGCUUGAUGAAAAGUUUGGAGAGCAAAGGCCUCACUAUAAAGCCCAGAUAUGCUUUUAAAAGAAAGGAGAUUCGACCUGGAGAGUUUCAGACAGUGGAUCUUGAUUUUCCAAAUACAACAGAAAGUUACAAACUGUUCUCACAGAGGGUAAUCGCCAGUGAUAUUAAGGAAUCUGUGUGUAGAGCACCAGACACUCCUUAUGAUGAGAGUGCCUAUGCAAAUAUUCCUAUGACACCAUAUGAGCUUCCUGAUGGGCAGACUAUAGAAAUUGGAGCUGACAGAUUCAAGAUUCCUGAUGUUUUGUUCAAUCCAUCUUUGGUUCAGACUAUUCCAGGUAUGGAAAGUUCUGCAGAGAUUGCUGCUUCAGUUCGUGGUCUGCCACAAAUGGUUCUAGAGAGCAUUAAUAGGUGUGAUGUGGAUAUUCGAAGAGAACUGUUCAGUAGUAUUUUGCUUUCUGGUGGCACAGCAUCAAUGCAGCAGUUGAAAGAACGCCUUGAGAAAGACUUACUGGAGGAGUCUCCUCAAGCAGCUAGAGUUAAAGUAUUGGCAAGCGGAAAUGCAACAGAAAGGAGAUUCAGUGUCUGGAUAGGAGGGAGUAUAUUAGCAUCUCUUGGUUCAUUUCAGCAGAUGUGGUUUUCGAAGUCAGAGUAUGAAGAGCAUGGAGCAUCUUAUAUUCAAAGGAAAUGCCCUUAAAUUGCCGUCUGUUUUUCCCAUUAGGAAUCUUUCCGAGGCCCCAUAAUGGCUUUAGUUAUUGUUCAUUGAACUGCCAUCAAGUUGUAACCUUUGCCUGAUUCAAGUUUCAAAUGAUGUUGUCAUGAACUUAAAAUUAUCCCAGCAUGUGUGCUUGGUAGAGCAUAUACCCUAAUCUUAUACAGUUCUAUUGAUUUACUAAUUGGCCUUGCA
Diospyros lotus (date-plum) is the source of this 1851-nucleotide messenger RNA. RefSeq names its product actin-related protein 4. The transcript is spliced from 21 exons. Gene Ontology annotation, biological process: regulation of transcription by RNA polymerase II. Lineage: Eukaryota; Viridiplantae; Streptophyta; Magnoliopsida; Ericales; Ebenaceae. Bases 331 to 1641 code for a protein of 436 amino acids. Gene Ontology annotation, cellular component: SWI/SNF complex; NuA4 histone acetyltransferase complex. The record is from RefSeq and is a predicted model, not a curated record. Gene Ontology annotation, molecular function: chromatin binding.